AACGGAAUCCAGACGCCAGUGCAAUUGUGCGCGCCAGGCUGCGACGGCGGCGGCGUAGCAGAAAGCUGUAGCUCAGCUGGCGAAGUCUUCCCCUCGGGAAGCUGCCUAGUCUGUCGCCUCCGCCGCCGCCUACGCGGCGGCAGCGGCGGCGGCCUUGCUGGUGCCUCCCUCCUCUGCCACCUCCACCCCUGCCUGCUCACUUGCCGGUGCUGUGGAGAAGGCGGCGGCGGCUUUGGCGGCUCCACUAUGGCGGCGGCGGGGAGGGGGGACAGUAGUUUUAAAGUAGACACCUGCCCUUGCCUCAGAGAAGCCAGAGACGCUUGAGUGUGAAGUAGCACUGCGACGCUGAGGUGCUAUUGCGGAAGAGGAGGCAGAACAGAAGUGCUGUGGAUCUCGAUGGCCAGGGAAAGGAAAGGGAGAGCAAAGAGAGACUAUCAGAAAUUUGACAGGAGCCCCCACCUGCCCACCCUGGUACCAUGGAAAACCCUGCACUGUGAUGACCUGUGUAAAAAUGGAAGAACUUCUCAGACAGACUCAUAAGGCAGAAGCUAUUUUAAUCAUCUUAUUAAAGCCAAGGAUGCAAAAUAGCACUAAAGACAGAUGCCACCUGUGAUAGACAAGAAAGGUCUGCCCAUUUUACAGAUGACUUUUGUCAAGCAUGUGGAGUGGUACUACAGCUUGAAUCAGAAAAGAUUUCACAUUAUGAGAGUGAAAUGCAUGCUCAAAAUGUUAAGUUCUAUUUUCAAGUGCAUGGGGAACAAAACGAAGUGCCUGGUAGGAAAGUGAGCAUGCAUGUUGAGAAUUCGCAGGUGUACGAAAGUGGAGAAGUCAACAGAAACAAAUUUAGUGGUCUCUGCAACAUGAGUUUUGACUCCUCAGCUGCUGCUCAGUCUCACUAUGUGGGAAGGGGCCAGAUGCAAAAUCAGAAGCAGUUACCAGAACAAUAUGACCGAAUGUCUCCAUCAGGAUGUCAAUCAAAGAUGGAUAAACCCAAUACUACUCCAGCAGCACCAACCUUCCUGAAGUCUGUUAUUGUGAAGCCUCCUCCAGCAUAUAGAAUGAGAACCUACGUGUGCCAUAUCUGCAGGAUCACCUUUGCAUCUUUACAUAUGUUCCGGUCCCACAUGCAAGGAAGUGAACAUCAAAUUAAAGAGUCUCAUGUUAUCAAUCAAGUGAAGAAUUCAAAGAAGAUACAAGAAUCUUACCAAGGUGAAUGUGUAGAUUACAUUAAAGCGAAGAAAUCUGGAGAACUAGAGUCCAAGGCUCAUUUCAGGAAGAUGGAGGAUAAUUACAUGGAAGCCCAUGGAUACACAGAAAUGUUUGAUUCCAGACCCAGACAUAAAAUGCCUGAACAAAGACAUUCACCUGAACAUUUCUGGACACACCCAGGACCAUAUAAUUCUCAAGCAAUAGAAGAGCAGUUACCUCAUUGCUUACCAGCACAGUCAAAGACAUAUGACUCUUUCCAGGAUGAACUUGAAGAUUACAUCAAAGGGCAGAAGGCCAGAGGACUCGAUCCCAAUAUUAGUUUUAGACGGAUGUCAGAAAACUAUAGGUAUAAGGAUCAUAGAUACAGGGAAAGGGUUGAUUCUGGACAUAGGCAAAGGAUGUGUGAGGAAAGAUUUUCAUUUGAGGUGCCACAGACCUACCAACAAGAAUACAAUGGUUCACCAGUGGAGGGCCAGUUACCUCACUGGUUGCCACCUCAUUUAAAGAGGAGAAAUGAUGAUUUCCAAAAUGAAUUUGACGAUCACAACAAGGUGCAGGAAUCUAGAGAAUUCAAGCCAAAGACUUCAUUUAGAGGAACUGACAGCUCUUUUGAAACCCACAAUUACAGAGAAAUGGUUGACAGAAGAUCCAAACAUGGAAUGGUUGAGCAAAGACUCCCCUGUGAGACUUUUCAGACUUACACAGAUCCAUACAAAUACAACAGUGCACAAGCAGUAGAAAAUAGGUUACCUCAUUGUUUACCAGCUUAUGAAAGCCAACAGAGCCUAGACUCUGAUAGCUUCUAUCAGCUUACCCAAGACUGUAUCUCUGAAAAACCUGAUCCCUGGAGCCUUAGUCAGCAAGAAAAUAACCCUGGCACAUACAGUGUAGAAGAUGACGACAUUUACAAGCAGAUGCCUCCAAGUGACAAUGCCAGUGCCCAUGAAACAAGUCAUAAAAGGCGACAUCAGAAGAGAAGACGACACCUGGGGGAAAGGAAAGAAAGGCCAGAGAAGGAGCAAUCUAAGCAUAGACGGAAAAGGAGCUAUCAGGAUAAAGAUUUAGAUGAAGACAAGAGUAUCAAGCAAAGUAAAGGAGAGGAAGAUAAAACUAGCGUUGGCUCUGAAAAAGUCAAGCAUCGCAAAAAGAAAAGGGAAGAGCACAAGCACAGGAAAGCAAAAAAGAAAACUGUUGAAGAAAGAACAGAAGAGGAAAUCCUUUGGGAUGAGUCAAUUCUUGGGUGCUGAACCUAUAGCAUAUCCAAGAAGGGUUAAAAGAAAACAAUAUUGAUUUAGAUAAAGACAGGAGUAACCGGUGAAGUCAAGGAAAGGUACAUUGUCAGCUCAGAAAACCUUCGGGUUGUUUUGUUUGGAAAAGUUGAAAUUGACCACAAGAAACGAUAUACAAGACAUCUAAAUACAGCCUUUAAGAAACUGUUUUGAGGUUAAAUCUACUCAAGGAUUUUGAGCUUUUAGUUUUACUUACAGAAGAAUGAAUCAAGAAAAUCA
Messenger RNA from Acomys russatus (golden spiny mouse), 2717 nucleotides. It is a transcript of the gene Zmat1, whose product is annotated as zinc finger matrin-type 1. The record is from RefSeq and is a predicted model, not a curated record. The transcript is spliced from 9 exons. Gene Ontology annotation, molecular function: zinc ion binding; nucleic acid binding. The coding region runs from base 714 to 2456 and encodes 580 amino acids. Lineage: Eukaryota; Metazoa; Chordata; Mammalia; Rodentia; Muridae.